AUGAAUAGAUUCGAAUAUGCUGAUUCUCGGUUGCAGCCGAAUGAGACUUUUGUGAGACGUGAUAUGGCUGUACGUCUCUAUGAUGGUGAUACAAAGACAAACUUUGAAGGCGGGGAACUAAUUCUAACUAGCCAUAGAAUCCUUUGGGGCAGACCUGGUGACAUACCUCGAGGUAGUACUUGUUUGUCUUUGCCACUUAGAUAUAUUAUUUUCUUUGAGGAAGAAAAUCUUGGACCCUUCUCUUUUGGACGCAGUAAAAAGAUUGUAUUACAUCUUUCUGAGCCUGCUAUUGAUAAAAUGCCAGGUCCCACAGAUAAGAAUUUGUAUAAUUAUGUCAAGCUAUCCUUUAAGGCAGGCUUAGACUCAAACUUUAUUCCGCUAUUAUCUGAUACUAUUAUGAGACGGUUAUGGGAAUUUAUGCCUGCUACUGAAUUAAUGUCCAACAUGAAUAUCCAUGAUAAUCAAAGGAAUUCAGGACUAUUACCUCAAAUAAAAACACGAACUGGUAUCAUAGGGAUUGAAAGGAGUCUACAAGAGAAACAGAAGGAAACUGACGAAAGUAUAUCAUUGGCAUUUCAAGACCUCACAAAACUUAUGGAUAUGGCUAAAGAUAUGGUGGCCAUCUCAAAGACAAUCUCGGCUAAAAUAAGGGCAAGACAAGGAGAUAUAACAGAGGAUGAAACAAUCAGAUUUAAGGCUUAUUUAAUGAGCCUAGGUAUCGAUGAUCCAGUAACAAGAGAUGCAUACAAGAGCAGUAACGAAUACUUUAAGCAAUUGGCCAAACAACUUGCACACAUCUUAGAAGAACCAAUAAAGGAAGUAGGUGGUAUGAUGACACUUACAGAUGUUUAUUGCCGUGUAAAUAGAGCAAGAGGCCUGGAGCUUCUGUCUCCUGAAGAUUUAUUACAUGCCAGUAGACAGCUAACGCUUUUAGGUUUACCGAUUGUACUAAGAACGUUCGACAGUGGUGUUAUGGUUCUUCAAGUUCUCUCUCACGACGAUAACGCUGUUGCUGACCGUAUAAUGGAAUUACUGAAGCAGAAAGGAUCAAUGACGGCCGAAGAUCUCGCGCAAUCGGAAGGAAUAUCGGUGAUAUUGGCACGCGAGAGAUUGCUAGUUACGGAGAAACACGGCAAAGCUUGUAGAGAUGAUUCAAUAGAAGCGUUGAGAUUUUAUCCCAAUCUAUUUUUAGAGGAAACUCCUGUAUCUAGUGAAUAACUUGAAACUGCUACGAGUGAUCGUCUUCUUUACCGUAAUCAGCAUAACUUCGGCCAUGAUGUAACACCAACACGUCAGGUUUUUGUACACUUAUUAAAUCUUUAUACGUCCACAACAGCUAAAUCAAAUACAAACGCAAUUAGAAUUUUAAACUUAUGUAAAAUACAAAUACUUAUUUUUAAGCAUAAUUAAUUUAUUUUUUGUAUCUCUAAUAAUACGUUUUUUUUCUAAACUAUUUAAGAUAAUUGUCUUUUUUUUCUUGAAUGAAUUUUGGAAAGUGUAAAGGUAAUAAAGUGCAAGGCAUCAUCCAUUAAUUGAAA
This is a messenger RNA of Odontomachus brunneus, 1538 nucleotides long. RefSeq names its product vacuolar protein-sorting-associated protein 36 (gene Vps36). Gene Ontology annotation, cellular component: late endosome membrane; ESCRT II complex. Lineage: Eukaryota; Metazoa; Arthropoda; Insecta; Hymenoptera; Formicidae. Gene Ontology annotation, molecular function: ubiquitin binding; phosphatidylinositol-3-phosphate binding. The record is from RefSeq and is a predicted model, not a curated record. Bases 1 to 1218 code for a protein of 405 amino acids. Gene Ontology annotation, biological process: protein transport to vacuole involved in ubiquitin-dependent protein catabolic process via the multivesicular body sorting pathway. The transcript is spliced from 6 exons.